Neopsephotus bourkii (Bourke's parrot) is the source of this 1073-nucleotide messenger RNA. RefSeq names its product TNF receptor superfamily member 13C (gene TNFRSF13C). Lineage: Eukaryota; Metazoa; Chordata; Aves; Psittaciformes; Psittacidae. Gene Ontology annotation, cellular component: external side of plasma membrane. The transcript has 3 exons. The record is from RefSeq and is a predicted model, not a curated record. The coding region runs from base 174 to 827 and encodes 217 amino acids. Gene Ontology annotation, molecular function: signaling receptor activity. Gene Ontology annotation, biological process: positive regulation of T cell proliferation; B cell costimulation; positive regulation of B cell proliferation.
GAUAGGGCUUGAGCCCUCACCCUCCUCCUCCCCAGUGAAGAUCCGCCCCAUGGCAAGUGCAGUGAUCACGAGCCCCAAGGGGAUCAGCAAGGCUUGACAGACUGUAUCUCCCUCUGCCACGGGCCCCGGGGCGCUGCGAUUUCACACUCGGGCGGCCCCUGGGCCAACACGCCAUGGGGGAGCCGGGCUCUCGCUCCCACUCCGCCAUGUCCUCCUCAGGAAAAGCCGUCUCUGCCUCCUCCUGCCUCUCCUCCCAGUGCUUCGACCCCCUGACCAAGUCCUGCGUCAAGUGCUCCGACCUCUUCAAGGAAAACACAAAGCCUGCCAGUGCAGUGCCCGCCUCGGCCCUGGAGCCCACCCACCCCUCAACGGACCUGCCCAGCACCCUCCUCAUCUUUGGGGUCCCGGCAGCAGUGGUGUUCGUCCUGGUCCUGGCCACCCUCUUGGGCUUCCUGGUCUGCAAGCUGGGGAAGUGGAGGAGAAAGAUGAAGGCGGCGGACAAGGAGGCCCAAGCAAACAUGGAAGCCACCAGCCCCCUGCCCAUCCCAGGCUGUCAGGAUCCUGCUGUGACAGAGGAAGAUGCCACCCUGGACCUGGCCCUGGCCCCAUGUCAGCAUCUCAAUGGAGGCCUGAAGAUGCUGAACCCAUCUGGGAAAGCCGGGGCAAAGCGGGGGCCAUGCUGCCAGGGUGAUGCCGAUGGUGACAUCAUCCUGCUGUCCACUGUGUACCCCCGGCACGAGGAAUGCAACCACGGCUUCCCACUGCCUGCCACGGAGCUGGGGGCCACAGCCCUGGUCACCACCAAAACCACCCAGAACUGUGCCUGAGAGGAGAGAGCCUGAAGGCAGGGAGAAUGGGGCAAAGCCUUGCAUCCGUAUCUGCAGACCACGUUUAGCCUCGAUCAAGAUGAGAUGACUUCCUUUCUCCAUUUUCCUGUUUGUGCCAAGUCCCAGGUUAUACCUGUAAGUGCUGGAGGAAGCCAAAAUGGAUCAUGCCAAGUUAUGCCAAACGCUGCCACGACUGUACCAUUGGGAGCAGGCAGAGUGAGAUGCGUCUGGUGAGGACAGAGCAUG